Messenger RNA from Mesocestoides corti, 2085 nucleotides. NCBI's taxonomy places the organism in Eukaryota, Metazoa, Platyhelminthes, Cestoda, Cyclophyllidea, Mesocestoididae. The record is from the annotation of a GenBank genome assembly.
AUGUCGUUCCAAAACAGACCACGACGCCUCGCUGCUCAGAAAGCCCUCUCACGCCUUAAGAUUGAUGACAGUAAUAACGAAAGUGAAUCAGAGGCUACUAAUGAGGUUGAACAAUCCGAUUAUCAGGCUUCUGGGCCAUCAUCAUCCACCUCGACUGCUUCCUCAGGUGAGCCAAGUUCAAGUGAAGUUAUUUCGGCUGACGAGAACACUUCUCUCGACGAAGACGCUGGUCCUUGUCCAGAUGGGACAAAAAUUAAGGCAUACGGCCCUACUGUCCCUCCUCUGACUAACUUACUCCCUCCAUUCGGCCGCGUUGGUUUCACCUCUAAAAAGCCGCGCAAAAUAGCUCUGAAUAUAUUUCGAGAAGAAAUAAACUACAUUACCUCUGUUUGCAAUAAGCAUCAACACCCGUUCUCUUUCGUCCCACCACAAUCGCAACCUCAGUUAAAACCACACUUUUUCCUCGCUCAUGACUGGGGCUUCGUCAUGGACUUGCAGUGGCUGCCCGUUCCUGUUCAAUGCGCUAAUAACUGUUCCAGUGGGGAGGAAACAAGCUGCCCCUUGGCCUACCCCUCACUAGAGGCGUCCCAGAAGCAAGCCUCACAGCUAAUAAGUGCCUUAGCAGGGCAUCUAAUUGCUGCUUGCACUGAUGGAUUUGUUCGUGUCUUUCCUAUUCCUGCUACAGAUAACCGACCAAAUAUGCCGCCCGAAUUCAAAAUUGUACUGCCCACACAAAUUUCAGCAGAUCGUGUUCCAGAAAAUGUGUAUCGGUUUAAACCGAAGACCGUUUUUCGGUUGGCGCCCAGUUAUGGAUUGACUCUGUCUCAAAUGGUUAUUUCAGAUAUUCCUCCUUGGCUUGGCUGGCCGAACACGUUUGCCAUAAGAAGCGAAUUUCCCCACCGCCUUAUGGUGGCCUACACCAGUGGACACCUAGCAUUCUACAACCUCUCAGAGUUGAGCACCCACUUUGCCAAACUCGACAACCGUCUCCUUCGACCAAUAAUUCUUACGCAUUUAAUUCCUGGCCCUUUUACCUCUAUCGCCUUGCAUCCCCUCUACGAAAGCAUCGUUGCUGGACUGGGCCUCGACCGCGACAUAAACAUCUGGGACUUCGAGGACCCCGCGUGCAUUGAAGCCGGUCUGCCGGAGCUCACCUGGCCCACAACGCACAUGGGCUGGGGCGGUUGCGUUGUGUGGCCUCGGCCUGGGGACUGCCUUUGGGUGGGUCGAGAGGAGUACGUUUUCUCCUUCACCCAUAAUUCCGCUCGUGGGGGAGCAGUCUCCUUGGUUGGACUGAAGAAGCCUUCUGACGUGCCCCCUCGUAUGCGAGCCUACACUGCCUGUUUCCCAAUCGUCAGCCCUGUCGAAUGCUCCCGUUACUGUCUUGAAAAAGGAUUCGAAGCCACGACGUGUCUUGACUAUUCAGAAUCGUUGGCGUUCCUGGCCCAGGGCGACACCAACGGCGAAAUUCGGUUCCACUCCUGGGUGCCCAAACCGCGACGUAAGAACCAUCGAACCUAUCAGUGGAUAAUGCGAAAGCGGAAACACCAAUGCCCAAAGGGCGAAAAUGGCGAGGAUCAGCCUCUGCCUCCAUCGGCAGUUGACAUCACUGACGAGCUCAACUUUCUCGAAUUGAACGCCCUCGAAGAGCCCUUUGAAGAGCAAAUCCGACAAAACUGUGAACUAUGUGGAGAAGGCGGUCAAACUCUCUGUUGGCACAAAGUGAACGAGUUCUUUGAAUUUGUAUUUCGCGAAGGCGUGGGUUUGCAGAAGAGCAAAUUUGACUUCAUCAACUCCACUUUCUCAAGUAUAAGCAAGCUUGCUACCUCGCCGAACCCCGCCUCAGCCAGUUGGAUAGCUGUGGGGACCGGAUUCGGCAUCGUGCAGCUUAUAUGCCAUGAACAAUUUUACCACUCAAGUAUGGACGUCACACUGGGACGCCCUCCCCUCCCCGACGGUCCCAGGAAGGGCGGUUUUUACACCUCCACCCAGAACGACACCACCUCGUCUUCCGGCGGUGAUUCGGACAGUCGAGCCGACGACAGCGAAGCAACUAUUCCACUCCGUGAAGAACGUCUCUCGUAA